Cygnus olor (mute swan) is the source of this 3241-nucleotide messenger RNA. RefSeq names its product homeobox C6 (gene HOXC6). NCBI's taxonomy places the organism in Eukaryota, Metazoa, Chordata, Aves, Anseriformes, Anatidae. Gene Ontology annotation, molecular function: DNA-binding transcription factor activity, RNA polymerase II-specific; RNA polymerase II cis-regulatory region sequence-specific DNA binding. The transcript has 2 exons. Gene Ontology annotation, biological process: anterior/posterior pattern specification; regulation of transcription by RNA polymerase II. The record is from RefSeq and is a predicted model, not a curated record. Gene Ontology annotation, cellular component: nucleus. Bases 2494 to 3207 code for a protein of 237 amino acids.
AGAAUAAUAAUAAUUAAAAAAGCAGCCCAGAGGGUGUCCUUCCAGCACCAGACUUUCCUCCAAACUUUGGCAAGGUUGGCGUCAUUAUAAAUGCCCUUCCAUAGGUGAAACUCCCCACGUGAAUCUGCCCUAGCAAAGGUCCAACCCAUAGAGCUGGAGCUACUUUUAAUUUACUCGCCAAAUUGCAUUGGGCUGUAAGCAAUACAUAAGGUAAGACAACACGCCAAUAACUGCAAAGCCCUCAUUCAUCCAUCUAUCCGGCCAGUCCAUUUGUUGGACCCUGCAACAAUUUAAUAUCUGGAAGCAGCUUUCAGGGUUAGCGUUGGUUUCCAAAGUAACCAUGCCCUGAAAGGACUGGGUUCAGAGAUGUGCCCAUGGCUAACAAUAUUUGCAGCACAGCCCUGGCUCUCCAGAUAUGUCCAGCUGAGAGUGCCUCUGGCUUGCGGGGGGGGGGGGGGGGGGGGAAGCAGAAGGCGGAAAAAGCCCUCUGUAAUUGCAUUUCUGUGCUACUUUCUCUAUUUUCUCCAGUUUGUUGGAUUCCAUAAAUUCCCGGGUAGGCUCUGCCAGAGGGCUGGGGGAAAGGGGAAAGGAAGAGGAGGGGAACGAAAGCAAACUGAAGUUCGCUUUUUUGGGGAAAACGCCUGUAAAUCUUCCCCAUGUCCAUGAGUCUUAUAUCUGUACUAGGCUGGCUACAAGUUGGGCAGCCUAAGGUAAAGUCAGGCUGCGCUCCCUAACAAGGUACAUGUGCUAAAUAACAUGGUGCAUACUUGCAGCUAUCUCCUUCUUUUGGUUAGAAACUUUAUUUUUUCCCCUAGUGACACUCAGGGGAAGCCUUAACGUUAUAGAAGAUGAAUACACGAGCUUUUUUUUUUCAGUUGUAGUCUCGUUUAUGGUUUUAUUGCUACCAUUGAUUACUUUGCUUUGUUACACAGAGGAAAAAGAGCAUAAAAUCCGUUGGCAUCCGGGUUCCUGUUAUAGCUGGGGGAAAAAUAUACAGCCCCCCCCAACCCUUCUUUGUCAGCUAAAAUCUUUUAGAUAUACAUCGCUAAAAGGAAUUAAGUCCAUUGAUUGAGAACAGGACAAACAAAUGCUCUCAGUUUCGAAUUUGAGUGUGCACCUAGAAACUCUCCUGUCAGCAGCCCCACGCACCCUUACAUUUAAAAUAAAAAUGUGGACACGAAGGAGGUUAAAAAAAAAAAAAAAAAGAGAGGAGGCCAGGGUUUCCCCGCCAUAAUUGAAUUUUUAAAUAGGAAGCCACCAGAAUGAUAAAGAUACCUUGCAAUAUUUACAGAUCAGCAGGUAUGUUUUACAUUUAAGGGGCAAUUUAUGGCUCUAGAUUGAAAUUAAAAUUAGAUUAGCUGUCUUCAUUUCAAUUAGUUCUAGGUGCAAUCUACCCAGAGAAGAUGUAAUAUAAUCCCCUCUUUCAUCUAACUAAAUAUUUGCAAUAGAAGUUUCCCAAUCAGUUGUAAAUAUCUGAAACUAUAAAUUUCUGCAAACAUAAACACGAGGUUGCAUCCCCAGCCCAGGCUCCCAAUUGCUCUCAAUUACGGAUAGAAGUGCUCUUUUUUGUUGUUGUUGUUGUAGUUGCUGUUGAAAAUGUAAAUAUCCUCUAGCAUUGCCACACGUUGAAAAUUAGCAGGGAAACGUGCAGGAGAGAAAUGUCAAACUGCACUGGAGGAGAAACCUAACUUCCAGGCUAACCUGAGUUCGCAAUGUUGUGUGUUUCUUGUCUGUCUUUUCUUUUUUUCCCCUCCCAAAGACAUACUUUAGGAAUGCUCUGAAACACGUUAUCAAUUCAGAAGUCGCCAUGUUUUCCCCCCUCUCUUUAUGUAAUAUUUUCUCAUCAAGAACACAACCAUUUGAUUCCAUAAUAUUGACCAAUGCUACAUGAGAACAAGACAAAAAAAAAAAAAACGGGAUAAUUUAUGGCUUAAUAUUCUGUGGACAUCUGAGAUUUAUUACUGUGAAUUCUGAGCUAUUUUAUUACAAGAUAUUAAGCAAACAUUUCUUUAAAAAAAAAUCAAAAAGAAGGGAAAAAAAAAAAAACACAACACAACGCACGGUGCCUCCAAACCCCAGUGUCCAUGGGGCAGAAAAAGGGGGGGUGUGGGGAGAGAAAAGUUGAGGCUGGGUUGGGAAAUUUGCACCAGCUCCCACUUGGCCGCAGCUGCCUCCGGGGCAGGACCCAGCGAUGGCUCCGGGAGCGCCGCCACCCCCCGGCCCCCCCCGGGCUCCCCGGGGCUGCUUGGGGGGUUUUGGGGGUGCAGGACUUACUUUCAAUGCACACUUAGUUUCAACUAGGGAAUCAACAGAAGCAAAAGCAAUUUUUCCCUUUUUGACACCCGCCUCCCCAUUGGCUCCCCCCGGGUCAGCUGACUUUGUCAUUUUGUCUGUCCUGGAGCAGAGCCUUCCCUAUAACAAUCUAGUUCAGACUACAAACUGGAGACAGAAAUAAAUAUUAAAGAAAUCACACAGCCAGGUAUAGAGGACGAUAUGAAUUCCUAUUUUACAAACCCAUCUUUAUCCUGCCAUCUAACCAGUGGCCAAGAGGUGCUUCCCAACGUAGCCCUCAAUUCAACUGCCUAUGACCCUGUCAGGCAUUUUUCUACUUAUGGAGCAGCCGUUGCUCAAAACCGGAUUUAUUCUUCUCCUUUUUAUUCACCGCAAGAUAAUGUUGUGUUUAGCUCCAGCCGAGGACCUUAUGACUAUGGAUCUAAUGCUUUUUACCAAGAAAAAGACAUGCUUUCUAGCUGCAGGCAAAAUUCUAUGGGACAUAAUACACAGACAUCAAUCGCACAGGAUUUUACCAGUGACCAAAACAGGAACACUUCGCAAGAACAAAAAACUAGCAUUCAAAUAUACCCAUGGAUGCAGCGUAUGAACUCCCACAGUGGAGUGGGCUACGGGGCCGACCGCCGGCGGGGCCGCCAGAUUUAUUCCCGUUACCAGACGCUGGAGCUGGAGAAGGAAUUUCACUUCAACCGCUACCUGACGCGGCGGCGGCGCAUCGAGAUCGCCAACGCGCUCUGCCUGACGGAGCGGCAGAUCAAAAUCUGGUUCCAGAACCGGCGGAUGAAGUGGAAAAAGGAGAGCAACUUGAGCUCGACCCUCUCCGGGGCGGGCGGUGGGGCAGCCGCAGCCGCCGCCGAUAGCUUGGCCAAGGAGGAGAAGCGAGAAGAGACAGAGGAGGAGAAGCAGAAGGAGUGAAAAGGGACGCCCCCCCCCCCCCCCGCCCCACACC